GAACACACCAAAAUAAUUCUUCAACUCAAUAUCGGCUCUUCUUUGUAAGUCUUAAUUAGUAUUUCUUUGCAAAUUCAUAUAUAUGAACUACUCCUUAUAUAUACAUAUAUAAUUAUUUUGAUUUGUUUUCAUCAUUUCUCUGAAUUGGCUCAUCACUUUAAUAUCGCUUGCGACAUUUCGGUAAGCAUGCAUAUUAAUACCAAACUAUUUUCUAUAAACAACCAUAUAUUAUACUCGCCCCUUCCUCAACAAUAGUUUCUAGAAGAGAGUGACAUGAAUUUUAAUAAUUAUAGUUAAAGUGUAUUGGGAAUUUGGGAGUGAAGGACGACAUCCCCCGUAGUCAUGUUAAACUAAAUUAAAGUUGUUAUGGAGUGAAAUACAAUUACGAUAGUGACGUAUACAUUUUCAGGUUAAAGAUAUAUGGCAACAACUCUGGUGGACAGACGCAAUUCCAGGUUCAUUGUGGUGAAAUCAAAAGCAUAUAGUGAUAAAGGGCAUGCAUACUUCAAGGCAGAGGGCAGUGGUGGUGGGUCCGUAGUUCUGGGUGAAGCCGACGCGUUCAGCACGCUCGUGAAGAUGGAGGCCGAGCGAUCAACGAGCGACAAGCAAAUACAUCAGCCUGCGAUUUUGUUACUCCAAUAGAUAUUGGGCGCUCAAGGCGAACAGCAACUUGAUCGUGGCGGAGUCCGACCAGCCCGAAGAAGACACGACGAAGCCAACAUGUACACUGUUCGAGGCAGUUGAGGUAGAUGAUUUCUUCUACUUGAUUCACGUCCAGAGCGGAGGGCGUGUGUUGAUAGAUAGCCAAACCUUGAAUUUCUUGGUGAAAUCAGACGUGACAAGUGAUGAAGGUUACCUAACUUUUGUGGAUUGGGAUUCCCUAGUCAAACUGCCUCCGCGUGUGGCGUUCAAAGGGGAUAACGGAAAGUUUAUCAAAGUUGUGAGCGGCAACUUGCAGUUUGGAUCCGAGGAUCCUAACAGCCAAGAUUCGAUCCAGGUUGUCGAGCUGAGCCCGAAUGGAAAUGUCCGAAUAAGGUGGGAUUCGGGUAAUGGACAAAUGUAUAAUUACUGGACAGUAGACUAUUGUGUUAAUUCGUGGAUGGAUAUAUGCUCUUUAAGUGGGUACAAUCAAUUCUGGCCGGUCAAAUCGACGAAAACUCGAUCGCCCUCCGCAGCAAUUGAUAACAACAACUUCUGCCGGCGUCUCACCGUCGAUGGUGAUGGUGUGCCGGAUGGUCUGAGCGCGUCUGCUCCCACAAUCACAAAGGAUGCAAUAAUGCAGGUGCAAGAACUAGUGCUGGAUAGGAAGAUGAGCAACGUGAAGUACCAGAUGGAGUAUGGCCGGAUCUUCAACGAGCAGCCUUACCUGGCGGGGUCGUCUAAGCUGACCAACAACCUAGAUGAGGAGGCUUCUAUGGCAGUCUCGAUUACGUACGCAGACGAGAUGACUUCCACUUUUACCGGUGGCUUCUCGCUGACGGGCGGGUGUUUCCGCCUCUAUCGAAGCUGGCGUUCCCUUCAUCGAGAAAGCAACGAUUACAGUCAAUUACUCCGCAACUGCGACGUUCGAGUGGGCCACUGAAACCACAACUACAACAUCAAUUACGGCUUCUGGUUCAGUUCCUGUGCCUGGGAGGAGCACAGUUAUGGUUGAUUACGUGGGAACCAAGGGCACCUGCAAUAUUCCGUUUUCUUACACUCAGGCAGACAAGAGCUCCACCGACGGCCACACUACUUAUACUGACGUCACUGAUGGUACUUACACUGGCGUCAAUUGUUACAACUUCGACUUUCACGUCAGAGUAGUUGAGCCGCUUUGAACAUCAACUCUCUGCCUCUUCUUUAUCUUUAUUAUGCUAAUAAAAUCAUUUCCACACGAGUUUUAUUUAAUAUUGUAUCCAUCCUUUUCCACUACGGGUCUCCUCAAUGCUUUGUUUAAUGUUUUUGUAUUUCUAUUUCUUGUAAUUUUGUGUUGUUUGCAAUUUCUUCUUUUAUAUAAUAACGAGGAGGCAAGCCCACUAUUAUUGUUGUUAUUUUGAUGUUGUUGCAAUUUAAGAAUUUUAUAUAAUUAUUGUCUUUUAUAA
Salvia miltiorrhiza (redroot sage) is the source of this 2084-nucleotide messenger RNA. RefSeq lists its product as uncharacterized. The record is from RefSeq and is a predicted model, not a curated record. NCBI's taxonomy places the organism in Eukaryota, Viridiplantae, Streptophyta, Magnoliopsida, Lamiales, Lamiaceae. The transcript is spliced from 2 exons. Bases 1058 to 1582 code for a protein of 174 amino acids.